Nannospalax galili (Upper Galilee mountains blind mole rat) is the source of this 574-nucleotide messenger RNA. It is a transcript of the gene Zg16b, whose product is annotated as zymogen granule protein 16B. The coding region runs from base 1 to 507 and encodes 168 amino acids. The transcript is spliced from 3 exons. The record is from RefSeq and is a predicted model, not a curated record. NCBI's taxonomy places the organism in Eukaryota, Metazoa, Chordata, Mammalia, Rodentia, Spalacidae.
AUGUGCCGACCAGAGGCCAUGCUGCUGUUGCUGAUCCUUGCCCUCCUGGGGACCCCCACUUUCGGGGCAACUAGUUACUAUGGGCUAACAAGUGGCACGCAUUUCUGCACUUCCGUACCCAAAGGAAAAGACUUAGAGGGGAUUCGGAUGCGUAUUCGUGGUCCUAGGAUUUUAAGUGUUCAACUGAAACAUGGAGACACCUGGGGUGAAGUAUAUGGUGUUACAGGUGGAAGAAUUGAAGAAUUCAUCCUGAAUAAGGGUGAAUACAUCACUUGGCUCUAUGGCUCUUACCUGAUCAACAUCCAGCACCUGAUUGUGUAUACUGAUUGGAUACGCAAUCACAUUUUUGGGACCAGCACUAGGAAUGAGUUCUCUGCCUUCCCUAAUCAAUAUGGCCAGGUGCUCAAGGGCUUCUGUGGCUUUUAUAACCUUGGUGGCAUAUCAUCCUUUGGCUUUAUAUGGGAUGAUGCAGAGGGGAACUCAACCAGUACCAAAGCAUGCUCAUAGUGGAGGCAUGGGUCCACCCCCAGCUGAGGAGGUCUGUGUGGGGUAACCCAGACAGGACGUCCAUUCU